CUUCGAAAUAUGAUACCAGUAAAAGUCCCCGAGACCAAUACCCUUUUGCGCCUCUUUUCCAAUUGACGAUGAAAUUUUCGCAGAAGGGGGAACAGGCAUAAAGAUUUUCAGGGCAGCGUUUCAACGAAGCGCAUGCGCCCAAGAAGCAACGAACGUCGCCCCCGAUGAACGGCUUCGCGAGUCACGGUCUGGAUGAGGACAGGUUUGCGGAGAAGGGGAGCAUAGUCUCAGCAUUCGAUGCAUUCCCGAAAUCCAAACCGGAAUAUGUCACGAAAACCUCUGGAGGCGGGAAGUGGACGGUCUUGAUGCUGAUCAUCUCGGCGCUGCUCACGUUCUCUGAGCUGGGGCGCUGGUGGCGCGGGAACGAGGACCACACCUUCGAGGUCGAGAAGUUCGUCAGCCGUGACCUGCAGGUCAACUUGGACAUGGUGGUUGCGAUGCGCUGUCCUGAUAUCCAUAUCAACGUGCAGGAUGCGUCGGGUGACCGAAUCCUGGCGUCGAAGGUGCUCAAGACGGAUCUCACGAACUGGCUGCAGUGGGUCAACGUGAAGGGGCAGCAUCAGCUAGGACACAAUGCGGAUGGGAGUAUUAUAACUGAUGAGGGGUGGGAGGAAGAUGGACAUGAUGAGGGUUUCGGAGAGGAGCAUGUCCACGAUAUUAUCUACACGGCGAUGCGGUCGAACAAGUGGGCCAAGACGCCAAAGAUUAAGGGCCAUCCUCGGGACGGAGAUAGCUGCAGGAUAUUUGGAAGCAUGAUGCUCAACAAAGUGCAGGGCGACUUCCAUGUCACGGCUCGAGGACACGGAUACCAGGAAGCGUUUGGGACGAAACAUUUGGAGCACAGCAGCUUCAACUUCUCACACAUCGUCUCCGAAUUCUCCUUCGGAGCCUUCUACCCUAAGCUCGUCAACCCCCUCGAUCAAACCGUUAUCACGACCGCCAACCAAUUCCACAAGUCUCAAUACUUCAUGUCCGUCGUCCCCACCAUCUACACCGUCUCGUCACCCAACCCCCUCUCCUCAAAACGCACCAUCUUCACGAACCAGUACGCCGUCACACACGAGGACCGCAAGAUCGACGAGCGCACCGUGCCCGGCAUCUUCUUCAAGUACGACAUCGAGCCGCUGAUGCUGACGAUCGAGGAGCGUCGUGACAGCUUCCUCCGCUUCACUAUCAAGGUCGUGAAUAUCCUGAGCGGCGUGCUGGUCGCGGGGCACUGGUGCUUUACGCUCAGCGAGUACUUUGUUGAGGUCCUGGGGAAGAGGAGGAAGAGGCAGAGUGAUGGAGUGCUCACGGGGAAGCCGGGGCAUUCGGAUUGAUAGGGGU
Messenger RNA from Pseudogymnoascus verrucosus, 1326 nucleotides. RefSeq lists its product as uncharacterized. Lineage: Eukaryota; Fungi; Ascomycota; Leotiomycetes; Thelebolales; Thelebolaceae. Bases 165 to 1319 code for a protein of 384 amino acids. The transcript has 3 exons. Gene Ontology annotation, biological process: retrograde vesicle-mediated transport, Golgi to endoplasmic reticulum; endoplasmic reticulum to Golgi vesicle-mediated transport. Gene Ontology annotation, cellular component: COPII-coated ER to Golgi transport vesicle; endoplasmic reticulum; Golgi membrane. The record is from RefSeq and is a predicted model, not a curated record.